Athalia rosae (coleseed sawfly) is the source of this 1318-nucleotide messenger RNA. Its product is annotated as protein trunk. Lineage: Eukaryota; Metazoa; Arthropoda; Insecta; Hymenoptera; Athaliidae. The record is from RefSeq and is a predicted model, not a curated record. The transcript is spliced from 2 exons. Gene Ontology annotation, molecular function: signaling receptor binding. The coding region runs from base 146 to 910 and encodes 254 amino acids.
CGACCACCACACGACACCGAAGUAAACUUACUGGCGGAGAGAUAACGGGAGAAACGUAAACAAUAACAUCGUGAACGCUCAGUGGUACGAUCCGCCAAUCGAAAUACUGAAUUUUCGAUCAACCGUGAGCCGAUUAAAUCUUACGAUGUGUUCGAAAUCGACGAUUCUGCUGGCGAUCCCUCUGUUGUGUCAUCUAACGAGUCUCGCGGUCUCUGCAGUUAUCAAACGAACCGGGAGUACUCGAGAUCAGUUACUCGAGACUGUUGAACGUAUGAAUUUUGGUAGCGGUGUCGUUCGCCCGGAAAAAUGUCAAACGAUACCGGAGAGCGUUCUGAGCGCUGUUCUUGGACCGGCAUUCAACGCCAGGUACAUGUCGAUCAACGAUCCGAGGGACAACAACGUUGAAUCGGGGCGAACCGCUUCCGGAGUGACAAAACGAAAGACGAGUAAAAUUCCAUCGUUUUCGGUCGAGGAGGAGUUCAAUUCGGUGUACAGCAACGAUCCGGCAUGGGAUUUUGAGUUCGGUAACGUGGGUUACGAGGAGGAAGUCGAGCUUGUCCAAAAUGCUCGUGACACCCGGGAGACAAAGCGUGCGAAAUCUACACCGUGGCAAUGUGACGCCAACGUAGAAUGGAUCGAUUUGGGCCACGAUUAUUUUCCACGAUUUCUUCGGAUGAUCGAAUGUGAGAAAUCGAACUGCUGGUACGGAUUCUACACGUGCAAGCCGAGGUCGUUUACCGUGAAAUUAUUGCGCCGUCGCAGGGGAAUUUGCAUCCCAUCGCCGGCGGUAGACGAAAUUUUAAGAUCGUCGAAAAUGGGAGUCGAUGGCCUGCCAAACGAACUGAAAGAACUCUGGAUUUGGGAGGAGAGGGCCGUUAAUUUUUGCUGCGAAUGCACAGCCGGACCGUAACUAUUUGGUAAAUAGUACGACGAGAGCAAUCCAGCUUUUAUCUGGAACUGAACGAACUUCACAUACCGAUGAAGGUGCAGUGGCCUCUGCAAGGGGAUGAAUACGCGACGAAAGGGACCCGCGCUUCCUACGCCGCAGGAAAAAAAACGAACAGGAACACCGACGAGCAUUAUUCUUAUUAAUUUUUGACAAAUAUCAUCAUCUGCAUUUUUUGCAGAGUUAUAUCCUUAAUUAUAUACCGAAAUGACCAUUGUGCGAAUCCACGUUAUAUACCCGAAUGAUUAUACUAGCUAUGUAUUGAUCUCAUAUACGUAUAUGUAAGUAUGUACUGUAUACACGUACUCGAUGUAUGCAAUGACAAAGAACGAUUGAAUGAGUGAAUAAUGGAUUCCAUUCUUAGAUUGCAAA